This is a messenger RNA of Trichobilharzia regenti, 6023 nucleotides long. Lineage: Eukaryota; Metazoa; Platyhelminthes; Trematoda; Strigeidida; Schistosomatidae. The record is from the annotation of a GenBank genome assembly.
UGUACUAAAAAUGUCCCUCGAAGUUCUGUUCUUAACUAGCUGUUUACCUAAAUUCUGUCUUCCACCCCUGAAAACGUCCGUUAUCCAGCUUCUCUGCAUUCUGUUAAUACCAGGACUCUCUAGCCUUACUAGGUGCCUUUUACCAGUAACUUUUUCAGAUGCCUUUCUAAAGUUCACGAAGAUGACAUCUCCCAGGCUUUGAGCGUUGGCUGAGCAUGUUGUGUGUCAGAUAAAUGAUUUAUCAUUAAUCAGUGUUGUUUCUCGGCUGGAUGUUUACUGCUCACAACACAAUGAAUAACAGCACCACGGAUAAUUCCAUGCGGCAGCUGGACUACUUAGACUAAAGGGAUGGCAAUCCUCGAAGAAAUCUGUAAGCACGGCAAUGAAUAUAGUACUGGUCGUGACAUCAUUUCAGUACCUUUGAAACAGACUGACACAGUGACAUGCACGUACAGAGACGGCAAUGUUUUUGCUAUGGUCUCAGACAGUCAAGGAAACACUUGUCGAUGAAGUUAAUCAGGAUCACUAGAACUUCCGGAAUUAGAGGUUUGAAAGCAGCUUCGGGAUUACCAUUGUAGUGCACAUUGUACCUUUGAACUUUUGUUUAAACUGACUCACCCACGGUUAUCCACGUUUUACCUUUUUGGGUUGUGAGUCUUCCGUACGUUCAUUGGUUCGCUCUCUUGUUGUGCUCUCUUUCUGCACACUCUCCGAGCCUACCUCCAGUAACGUCUGCAGCUAAGUUGUAUAGUCACUUUAUUUAUUAAAUCUGUUAUUUAUUUACGUUAAAUACAACUCAUACUAAGAAUUCUUUCCAUUGUUAGCUUUUAAACUUUGAUUGAGUUAAUCAGUACUUACACGUUAGGUAGAGUACUCGUAAAGUCAUAAGACGGUGAAGUUGUUAGUAAGUGUGGUGAUAUCGAAGACUAUCUUAAGUCUAACCUCAACACUUACAAGUGGUGAGCCCGUUUUCACCGUUUUCUGCCAUAGUAGCUUAACGUGUUAACAAUUCUUUUUACGUACCGUCUAUUUUGUUAUUUUUUUUCUUUCACGCACGGUUAUAAAGAUUUGUUUUGUUUGUGCUUACAUUUGUUUUUUUUAUCACCUUGUUAAUAUUUUGUCUUGUGUGCAAGAUGGCUGAUGGGGGGUCAUCAAGCUUUGACGCGGUGGCCCAUAUUGCCAAGCUAUACGAGGAGAUCUGUAGUAUAUGACAGGAGAUGAACUCCAGGAGUCGUGGACGCAGUCCUUCGAGUUCGCGUAGUAGUAGACCCUUGCCACGUGCUAGCAGCAAGCCCCGACAGUCCCGAAGUAACCAGCCUGGAGUGUGCUGGUAUCAUCGACGUUACGGAGCAAAAGCCCAAAAGUGCACUCGCCCGUGCACCUUCGAUGUUCAACAAUCGGGAAACUAGCAAGCCAGCACGUACUGGCGACUAACGUCGCUGGCGAACCGCUCUCAUGUCGCCUCUUCUAUGUUACCGACCGUAACACUGGGAUACGCUUCCUAAUUGAUACCGGAGCGGAGGUCAGUGUAAUCCCACCCACAGUAGAGGAGCGCAGGCGGCCAAUGUCUCUUCAACUACGAGCCGCAAACGGUUCGCCAAUUGCUACGUUCGGCAGGCGCUUUAUAGAUCUUAACAUCGGUUUGCGUCGUUCACUUCGUUGGGUCUUCCUGGUGGCAGACGUUACCACAGGUAUAAUUGGCAUGGAUCUAUUGCGGCACUACCAAUUACUGGUAGAUACAGGUAAUCAUAAGUUAAGAGAUCCUGUCACAAACCUCUCCGUCAGCGGUAUCGUCACACAAGGCCCAGCCCUCAGCCCUGUAUAUGCCACACCCACUAGCACUGGUCCUUAUUCGCAUAUACUGCAGUCUUUUUCAGAUUUGUUCAAACCUAGCAGCGGCCUGCCAUGUGCGACUUCCAACGUCAAACACCAUAUUGUCACUACUGGCCCGCCAGUUUUCGCAAAGCCGAGGCGACUAUCCCCAGAAAAACUAAAGGUUGUCAAAGCGGAGUUUGAGCAUAUGCUAGAAAUGGGGAUUAUUAGGCCAUCCAGCAGCCUGUGGUCCUCACCGUUGCACCUGGUACCUAAGAAUAACGGUUUAGAUUGGCGUCCUUGUGGCGACUACCGCAGACUAAACGCACAAACUGUUCCCGAUCGCUACCCUGUCCCUCACAUACACGAUUUAACCGCCUCACUCAAGGGAGCUCGAGUAUUCAGCAAACUGGACCUUACACGGGCUUACUACCAGAUUCCCGUCGACCCUGAGGAUAUACCUAAGACUUCUGUGAUUACACCGUUUGGCCUGUUCGAGUUUCUUCGAAUGCCUUUUGGCUUACGGAACGCUGCCCAAAACUUCCAGCGUUUUAUACAUGACGUUUUGCGCGGGCUUGAUUUCGCCUUUGCCUAUCUGGACAAUAUCUUGGUAGCUAGUCCAGACGAAGCCACUCAUCAACUUCAUUUGCAGACAGUUUUCCGAAGACUUGUGACACACUCCCUCACACUCAACUUGCCGAAGUGUCAGAUUGGAGUCACUUCCUUGAAUUUUUUGGGACAUAGGAUAGACAAAGAUGGAAUUUAUCCGUUACCUGACCGGGUAGAAGCUAUUCAAAACUUCCCUCUACCCACUUCUCCCAAGGCACUACGCACUUUUCUCGGGAUGGUUAGUUACUACCGUCGCUUUAUCCCACAGUGUGCUCAUAUCGUGACCCCCUUGACUGAUAUGCUUAAAGGGAAAUGCAAGUCUUUGGUGUUCACUAAGGAAGCCCCGACAGCUUUUGCAGCUAUCAAGAAAGCUAUUGCUGACGCCACAAUGUUGGUCCAUCUAGAUGUUCAACUUCCAAUCAGCAUUUCCGUAGAUGCCUCUAAUACUGCGAUCGGAGCCGUCCUACAACAGCGUAUGGCUAAUGUAUGGCUACCGAUUGCUUUCUUUUCACGUAAACUUACCCCAUGCAAAUCUCGAUACAGCACAUUCGGCAGGGAACUUCUCGCUGUCUAUGCUGCUGUCAAGCAUUUUCGUCACUUCGUGGAAGGCCGGCAAUUUACGGUAUUUACCGACCAUAAGCCAUUGACGUACGCCCUCCACACUACUUCAGACCGGUAUUCACCGCGAGAAUCACGCCAUCUAGACUAUAUUUCCCAGUUCACUUCUGAUAUCCAGCACGUUUCUGGAUCGGAUAACGCGGUAGCAGACGCUGUGUCUCGCGUAUGUGCUACGUCCGUACCACCAACCAUCGAUCUUUAUAAAAUGGCCGAACUCCAACUGAACAAUUUGAACUUAGAACACCUGUCAAAUAAAACCUCACUGAAGAUAGAACGCGUCCCCUUGCUAAACAGUCAGGCAACUAUACUUUGCGAUAUGUCAACUGGUACUCCUCGACCGAUUGUUCUCACGUCUUUACGCCGAACUGUGUUUGAGUCACUCCACAACCUCUCCCAUCCUGGCAUACGAGCAACGGACAAGUUGAUUUCUGCGAGAUUUGCGUGGCCCGGUAUGAACCGUGAUGUGCGUCAAUGGACACGUGCUUGUGUGCAAUGCCAACGUGCUAAAGUCACCAAGCAUAACAUCACGCCGUUGGGGACGUUUGCGACCCCAGACGCUCGGUUCCAUCAUAUCCACCUGGAUAUAGUAGGGCCUCUGCCCCCGUCUAACGGCUGCUCGUAUUUACUCACAUGUGUGGAUCGUUUCACACGUUGGCCGGAAGCCAUUCCGAUACCAGAUGUAACGGCUCAAACCGUCUAUCGUGCCUUCAUGGAAGGCUGGGUUGCCCAUUUUGGAUGUCCCGCAACUGUCACUACCGACCGCGGACAACAAUUCGAAUCCGCAAGCUUCAAAGAAUUGUUAGAGAUGCUGGGAUGCAAACGCAUUCGCACAACCGCGUAUCAUCCCGCGGCAAAUGGCCUAGUAGAACGUUUCCACCGUCAACUCAAAGCUGUGUUGAUGGCAGUGGACAACAGUAAGUGGACAGAUUCGCUACCACUGGUCCUGCUUAGCAUCCGGGCUACGCUUAAGGGGGAUCUGCAGUGCUCGCCAGCUGAAUUGGUGUACGGUACCACCAUGCGUUUACCAGGCGAGCUAAUCGCUCCCGAAACUUUCGAGCCAAAUUUCCCCGAUACCACCCGUUACGCUCAGCAACUUAAAAGUUUUAUGCAGCGACUCCGACCAGUUUCCACACGCACUCAGAACCGAAAGGUUCAGGUUGAUCGGCGACUUGAUGACUGUACACACGUUUUCGUGCGUCACGACGCCAUACGAAAGCCAUUACAACCACCGUAUGACGGGCCUUUUAAGGUCCUUAGUCGUGAAGAUAAAUUUUUCGUUAUUGACCGAUGCGGCCGCCCAGACACCGUCAGCAUAGACAGACCUAAAGCGGCAUACACUGAAGAACCUUCACCCUCCCCAUCGGCUCAAUCAAAUAGCCCCACUGAACCUAGUCCUUGUCCAGACUCAACUACCUCACCUCCGGUGGUGAAUGAUGAUUCUCCUACCGUCACCAGUAAGACCCCUGUCACACGUGCUGGUCGACGUGUUCACUGGCCCAAGAGGUUCGUAGAAUUCUUUCACUGAACUAAUCCAUAGGUAAUGCUACUAGUGAUUUUUUAUUCCUUGUCAAAAUUUCUAAUUCAUUUCUGCUAUAUUUAAUCUAUUUGGUCCCGCUUCUGGGAGUAGUCGUUUUAACCCUCACUAAUCCUUUUAAUCUUUAUCUCUCGUUACAGAGGACCAGCAGCAGUUUGUUUUUACCCCUAAUUUUUCAUCUAUUUCAUCUCAAUCUACUCGCUAGAUCAGUUGGCUUCUCAUGUCAUCUUGUAACCCACACCAAAAGAGGAAUUAUGAACAGUAUAUUACCUUUCACUGCCCAUUUUCUUCCAAAAAAAAAAAAAAUUAAUUAUUAUUCAAAAAAAUUUUUAUAAAAUAAAAAGAAAAUAUUAAAAAAAAGGAAAUACAAAAAAGUAAAAAAAUGUAAAAUAAUAAUAAAUAAACAAAAAUUUUUUAAAUAAAAAAAAGAUUAUUUAAAAAAAAGAAACAAAAAAACUUCCACUGUAUAGUUAAAUGGACAGAUACACAUAUUUUUUUGCGCAUAAAUGCUUCACUUCUAUGCUGUACAUAGUAAUCCGCUCAAUUUAUUUUCACAGCCUGUACUAUAUUCCUUCGGGUUUAUGCCCUCCUGAAAUUCAUUUAUUUUGUGAACCGUACUUAUAAACAUUAUGCAUCAUCUUUGUUAUGCACUUAGCAACAUGAACAAAGUAAUUUUGGUAAUGAUAACUACUCAUAGCUAUUGGUUAUGUACUAACUUCUCUGUAAUUUUAUAAGUUCUCACAGGGUAGAAACUUCCUUUGUUUUAUCUCAUUCUAACGUACUACUUCCAAGUUGCACCACUUUUCCUCGCAUUGAUUUCGCACAAGCUUUUGUAGUACCUUUACACCGAUUUUGAAAUCUUAACCUUCUUUCCCAUUUUCUUCUGUUGUUUUUUUUACCCUGCUCCUUAUCAUACGCUGGUAUAAUGAUUGCCUUUAACAUGACUGCUAGGUUCUGUUGAAGCGGAGGAAGGGAGCAUUGGUCUAAUAUGAAAGUUAGACAUAAUGAGUCACCUUCUUGCUACGGCAGCCUCGGCGCCAGAGGUUUACCAUCAAACCUCCACAUAAGUAAGCUUGUAAUAAUGCGGAAUUAAAACAAAAUGAAUCGAUAAAUGCCAAUACAAUAAAAAAAUACCAAAAAAAGGAUUAAUAAAAAUAUGAAAGACAAAAAAAACAACACCAGACCGCAGAAGCUUACAACCACACAAGGCACCAGUGUCAUUUCUUAUCAUAUUCCGUCUUACUGCACUAAUCAUGUACAUACCACUUCCAACUUACUUUAAUUUUUUUGCCUUUUCUUUUGCUUUCUUUCCUUUCGACAAAAUUUCUUUUCCUUACUAUUCCUAUUUUCAAACCUUCGCAUUCACUCAUUGCUAUUGUGCCAAGCCAUCCUACUUUUGUAUAUCGAAGCUUGCUGGUUUCCCACCAACCUUCUAGGGGGGGGAUAACCU